CGUCGAGAAGUGUCCAUGAAUGACUUCUGGCUUCUCGAAGAACACCUGAAUCGGAGAUUUCUUUCCUUCAGCAACACAGAUCGAAGCGAAUAACCAUACAGAGAAAGAGUAGAGGACUUAUUGAAGUAUCCAACUCGAAAUUUUCUUUAUUUAUACUCAAGGAUAUCAGUUCUGAAGAGCUGCUUAUACUUCUUGCUAUGUCAUCAUGAUAAGUUGUUCUCCUAUCACUACAUGCGUGAAACAUGUUGUCUACCUUAGUAGGUAUGCUGGAAAGCAAAAGACUGCUCAAGUUUAUGCUAUGGUGUCUCAAUCACAAUCAAACACAUGCUGUUUUUAUUUCCAUGGCGGUCACUCCAAACCUAGAUAUGCUGGUUUGACCAUCUCUGCGAACUUUUGUUCCCAAGCACUGAGGGGAAACUCUCUUUCAUCUAGCUUCUCCAAAUGGAGGAGAAACUGGCAUCCAUUAACUAUCAAAAGCUCAGCAAAUUCUUCAGGACGGAAGAUGUCAUGUCUAGGGAUUUCAUCACCAUGUCAAAACAUUUGUUUAAGGCUUUUGGUGCCAAGACGAGAAAUGUGUGCCAAAGUCAGGUGGAAUUUCAGACCCACAUCUCCGCAGCAAGGAGGUACCUCUGCAGGCCUGAUUUUUGGCUUGCUGGUUUUCUUUUCAAGUUCCAACCCAAUAUAUGCUGCAGUGGCCAAAAGGAAGAAGGAUCACGAGGAUGAUUAUGAGUCUUCUGUGACCACUUCUUCACAUGGGAAGAAAGUUUACAUGGACUAUUCCAUCACAGGCAUUCCUGGAGAUGGGAGAUGUUUGUUCCGCUCAGUGGCACAUGGUGCUUGUCUACGAUCUGGUAAACCAUCUCCUAGUGAGAGCCUUCAGAAAGAAUUAGCAGAUGAAUUGCGAGCCAGAGUUGCAGAUGAGUUUGUCAAAAGACGAGAAGAGACGGAAUGGUUUGUGGAAGGAGAUUUCGACACAUAUGUUUCACAAAUCAGGAAGCCACAUGUAUGGGGAGGUGAACCUGAGCUAUUCAUGGCCUCACAUGUUCUGAAGAUGCCAAUCACUGUUUACAUGCAUGAUAAGGAUGCUGGUGGCCUGAUUACCAUUGCUGAGUACGGUCAAGAAUAUGGUAAGGAGGAUCCUAUUAGAGUCCUCUAUCAUGGUUUUGGCCAUUAUGAUGCUUUGCAGAUUCCUGGGAAGAAGGGUGUUAGAUCAAGACCAUCGCACAUGUAAUUAGAUUCAAGCCGGGAAAGAAAAAUUGGAAAAUUUUAGGGUAAAAAAAGGCAUGGUCAGGGUGAGCAAAAUGC
This is a messenger RNA of Telopea speciosissima, 1305 nucleotides long. Its product is annotated as OVARIAN TUMOR DOMAIN-containing deubiquitinating enzyme 4-like. The transcript has 6 exons. Lineage: Eukaryota; Viridiplantae; Streptophyta; Magnoliopsida; Proteales; Proteaceae. Gene Ontology annotation, biological process: endoplasmic reticulum unfolded protein response; protein deubiquitination. Gene Ontology annotation, cellular component: nucleus; cytosol. The coding region runs from base 206 to 1231 and encodes 341 amino acids. The record is from RefSeq and is a predicted model, not a curated record. Gene Ontology annotation, molecular function: cysteine-type deubiquitinase activity.